AUGGAGGGACAAUAUAUGUGGCUUCAGAAGUGGUCACCGGAUUUUAAGCCGGAGGAGGAUCUCCCGAUUGCUCCUGUUUGGGUUCUUCUUCCUGGCCUCCCUUUUCAUAUGCAUACAUGGCAGUAUGUAAAACAAGUGGUUGGCGUUGUGGGAACUCCACUCGAAAUGGACUUAGCGACUAGGGGCAGAACAAGACCAAGUGUAGCUAAGGUUAGAGUGGAAAUUGAUUUGUUAAAACCACAACCAGAUUCUGUGUAUGUGGGACAAGUAUAUGAAAAUGCUCCUCAAAAAGGAUUUGUUCAAAAACUCGAGUAUGAUGGAAUUCCUAAGUGCUGCAAGUACUGCAGAAAAUUGGGUCACAAUUUGCUAAAUUGCCGGGCAAUUGAAAGAAAAAAAGCAGCGGAGGACAAAGAGGCUGAGAUCAGGAGGAAUAAAAAGGCUACUGAAGCAAAUCUUACCACAAUCAAUGAGAAUGGAAAGGCUCAAGGAAUUAUGGAUGACAACAGAUACAUAGGUACAGAGCAAAAGCCAAAGCUUAUGCAGAAUGAUGCUACCAAACAAGUUACAGAGAAGGAGGCGACCAAACAAGUUGAUGAGAAGGAAAAGUUUCAGCAGAAUGGUAUUCUCCAAAACAGUAUGGCCAUUCAACAAAAUGAACAGGCGGAUGGAAUCAAUGACAUCAAAACCAGAACUUCCAAAAAGAAGAGGAAAAUCAGCAAAAAAAAGACUCCCCCAAAAGAAAUCCAAAGUGUCAUUUAA
Nicotiana attenuata is the source of this 759-nucleotide messenger RNA. RefSeq lists its product as uncharacterized. The record is from RefSeq and is a predicted model, not a curated record. The coding region runs from base 1 to 759 and encodes 252 amino acids. NCBI's taxonomy places the organism in Eukaryota, Viridiplantae, Streptophyta, Magnoliopsida, Solanales, Solanaceae. The transcript has a single exon.